AUGACCGCCGCAGAGGUUGCAAGCGACGGUAACCUUCUCAACAGCUCGGAGCUGUUGAAGAAGAUUGAUAAGCUCCGGGAAAAAAACGUGGGAAAACAUGUUCCUCUCCCUCAGCUAGUCGUCGUCGGAGACCAGAGCUCGGGAAAGUCUUCUCUCCUUGAGAGUCUUACCAAAAUUCCAUUUCCUCGUGAUUUGGAGCUCUGCACCCGAUACGCUACACAGAUCACCUCCCGCCGUGAGACCGAGUCAUAUGUUGAAAUCUGCAUCAUCCCUGCCCCUGAUGCCUCUGUUAGGCACAAGACAAAGGUCCAGUCAUUUAAAAAGACACUUCAAGGCACCGAUGAUUUCCGUUCACAGUUUCCAUCCAUUUUGAAAGAGGUUAACGACUAUAUGGGAAUUCGUUCGGACCUUUCUUCCAAGGACGGGUCAGUCUUUAGUAAAGAUGUCCUACGUAUUGAGUUAUGCGGGCCGACAGAAGACUAUCUCACAGUCAUCGAUGUGCCGGGGAUCUUUAGGGAUCCAACAGACGGAAUCACCACUGACAAUGAUAUCGAGCUUGUUCGGGAUAUGGUCAAGAACUAUAUCAAAGAUGCACGCACUGUCAUUCUGGCCGUACUGCCAAGCAAUGUAGAUAUUGCUACCCAGGAGAUUCUCAAGCUCGCAAAAGACUAUGAUAUCCAUGGGGAGCGUACUCUUGGGGUUCUUACAAAGCCUGAUUUGGUGACAGAGCAGAGUGCCAAGGCAGGCUUGUGCGCUUUGGUAUUGGGACACAAAAGACCGCUCACACUAGGAUACCAUGUUGUGAGGAACCGUGGGGCGGAUGACAACGACUCGUUUGACCAUGGAGCAGGCGAGAGAAUGUUCGACAGCAACCCGUGGAGUUCCUUGCCAAGGGACAGAAUUGGCGUCCAAGCCCUGCGGCGACGACUCGGUGAGCUUCUUGGUCAGAUUACGGAACGAGAGUUCCCAGAGUUGCGUAAGGAUCUCAGGAUUCAGAUCGAUCUGUGCCAGCAAGAUCUGGAUCACCUGGGGCCUGCGCGUCAAACCGAACACGAACAGCGUGCAUAUCUGAGUGGAAUCGCACGUCGUUUUCAGAACCUCGCCAGGGCUGCACGCGAUGCUCAUUAUUCAGAUGAUAAAGCUUUUGAACAAAGCGAGUUCAGGCUUUUGACACACAUAGUCAAUCUUUCUGACCUAUUCAGCUCAGUCUUCCAAGAGAAGGCCCACCUACGUUGUUUUGAACAUCCUGCAUUGGCUACAGACGAUAGCGUACAAAGUGAAAGUGGUAGUGAGCCCACCGAUGCUGGCAAGGAAACAAAAGACUGGGCUCGUCUGAACGCCAAACAACGCGAGACGUAUGAAAGCCUUGAUCCUGGACACUUCCCUGAGCUGGAACAUAUCAUCAGCCGCGGUACAGGGACUGAAGAUCCUGGGAGUGGCGUCAAAGAUUGGAUCGAAGAGCUCUAUCUGAACUCUCGUGGACUUGACUUGGGAACCUUCGGCGGUACUAUUCUCUCUAGCGCUUUCAAAGAGCAGACCAUUAAGUGGGAACCCAUGACCCGUGAAUACAUAAGUAACACAAUCAUGGUUGUUCACCGGUUUCUGUGCAUGGCGUUGGGCAAAGCUUGCGCCAACCGCCAGCUGUAUGACAGAGUCUGGUCGAGCAUUCUGGAAGAUCUCCUCGAAAGGUAUAAGACAGCCAUGUCUCAGGCCCUGUUCCUUUUGUCAGUUGAGAGGAACCGCCGACCUUAUACCCUCAACAAUUCCUUCAGCGACAUCCUUCAGAAGAUGCGUGGUGCUCGGGUCGCCAAGAUGUUGGAAGGAAAUGCCCGAGGCGAGAUGAGAAAGAACGAAAAUGGUUACUGGGCAUCCUCUACCAAAAAAGUAGUGGAUCUCGAAGCAGUCAAGGAAGCCGCCAUCAACCAGGGCAACGUCGAGCAUGUCAAAGAGGAAAUUCACGACAUCCUUUGGUCAUACUACAAGGUUUCCCGCAAGAGGUUUGUGGACAGUGUCUACAUGCAGGCGGUCGAGCAUUGUCUCUUGACCGGACCCGAUGGCCCCCUUGAAGCUUUCAGCCAGGACUGGGUCAUCAAUUUGACUGCCAGUCAGCUGGAGGCGAUUGCGGGAGAAUCGCCCGUGGCCAAGGCGCGACGGGUGAACCUGAUGCAAAAGGUGGAGGAGUUGACUGCAGCUCUGCAGAUCUUGAAAUUUUGA
Messenger RNA from Aspergillus sclerotioniger CBS 115572, 2214 nucleotides. RefSeq names its product dynamin family protein. The transcript is spliced from 3 exons. Bases 1 to 2214 code for a protein of 737 amino acids. Gene Ontology annotation, cellular component: microtubule; membrane; cytoplasm. Gene Ontology annotation, molecular function: GTPase activity; GTP binding; microtubule binding. The record is from RefSeq and is a predicted model, not a curated record. Lineage: Eukaryota; Fungi; Ascomycota; Eurotiomycetes; Eurotiales; Aspergillaceae.